Molecule: messenger RNA, 1261 nt
Organism: Asparagus officinalis (garden asparagus)
Lineage: Eukaryota; Viridiplantae; Streptophyta; Magnoliopsida; Asparagales; Asparagaceae
Product: betaine aldehyde dehydrogenase 2, mitochondrial-like
Exons: 9
Coding region: 1-1104 (367 amino acids)
Molecular function (GO): oxidoreductase activity
Source: RefSeq, a predicted model, not a curated record
AUGUAUAGGGAAUCAAAGGUUUCAAAAGAUUCAGUAAAAGCACAAUUUGCUCAGGUUAGAUCUCCUGGGCCUCUGAGCCCAGCAAUGCCAACUAUGGGCUAUCAUCCAGGGUUUCGGCCUGGUGUUGCACCAAACUUCAUGAUUCCUUACCACCUCCAAAGACAUGGACAACUUGGCCAUCGGAUGGUUAAGUUUAGGGGUUUCUUGACGGUUGGGGUUGUUGUUUUCGUUUUGAUUGAAGGAGAUAUAUCGGCAGCGACUGAGGAGGAUGUGAAUCUUGCGGUAGAGGUGGCGAGGAUAGUGUUGAAGAGGAACGGCAGUAAGGAAUGGGCUCGUGCUACGGGAGCUUUUCGUGCUAAGUAUCUCCGGGAAAUUGCUGCUAAGAUAACAGAGAGGAAGUCUAAACUGGCUAAGCUAGAGGCGCUUGAUUGUGGGAAGCCUCUAGAUGAAGCAGCAUGGGACAUAGAUGACGUUGCUUGCUGCUUUGAGUACUAUGCAGAUCUUGCUGAAGCCUUGGAUGCGAAGCAAAGAAGUCCUGUUUCCCUUCCCAUGGAUACAUUUAAGUCCUAUGUUCUUCGAGAACCAAUUAGAGUUGUUGGGUUAAUUACUUCCUGGAACUAUCAUUUAUUAAUGGCCACGUGGAAGGUUGCUCCUGCCUUGGCUGCUGGAUGUGCAGCUGUACUAAAACCCUCUGAACUUGCAUCAGUGACUUGCUUAGAACUUGCUGAAGCAUGCAUGGAAGUAGGACUACCUGCUGGCGUCUUAAACAUAGUAACAGGAUUAGGGCCUGAAGCUGUUGCUCCUUUGGCAUCUCAUCCUCAUGUUGACAAGAUUGCUUUUACUUGUAGCUCGGCAACGGGGAGAAAUGUCAUGACGGCUGCUGCACAAUUGGUGAAGGAAAUAAUCAAAGAACUGAUGGAAAGGCUACUACAGAUGAAAGAGCUUAUGGAUAUGUACUAUGGCCCUGAUAGAGUGACUGCAAAGCAACAAAUGCAGGAGUUAGACAGAGUCGCAAAAACUCUACUAGAGAAUAUACCUUCAUCUGUGAAGAGGUUCAUUGAUCGUGUCGUUCUUUCACUUCAAGUUUUCUUUUUUUCAACUUAGUUUAGUUUCAUGUAAAUCUUAUAAUGUGUCAUUCUCUGAAAUGGAAAACACUGAAUAUGUCAAACUGGAAUAUUUAAACAAGCCUUUGAGUGUUGACUUGGAAAUGGAAAUGAAUGUAAUUAUUUUGCAAUGGGAGCAAAUUCUUUGUUUAUCAUAA